Oncorhynchus nerka (sockeye salmon) is the source of this 4246-nucleotide messenger RNA. RefSeq names its product transmembrane protein 263-like. NCBI's taxonomy places the organism in Eukaryota, Metazoa, Chordata, Actinopteri, Salmoniformes, Salmonidae. The record is from RefSeq and is a predicted model, not a curated record. The transcript has 3 exons. Bases 194 to 592 code for a protein of 132 amino acids.
UCCCAAGCGUCACUUCCGGUUACAUUUUGACAGCAAAACACUGCACAUUUUAGCUAAACGAAGCUCUGAUCCUCGUUAUAUGUUUAUUUUAACACGUUUUGUGUUUUAUGCUCCACAUUUAUUAGCCAAUUUGACUUGUGUGGCGGAAUUGACAGUGUUCAGAAAGAGAUCAGUCUUCUGCUUCUAGCAAAAGAUGAAAGUUCCUAGUGAUGAAAAUGAGGUGGUGGAGGAAGCCAGUAGCAGUUCAUCAUCAGUAGACAACUCCAACAACGAAGAGAUUCCUCCUUAUCUACGUGAAGAACCUCCUGAAGACGGAGAGAAGGACCACCCUAAGACCGAGGCGGGGGUCAUCUGGAGGGUGACCGGCGGUCUCUUCAACAUGACCAAAGGGGCGGUCGGAGCGACAUGGGGAGGCGUGGCCUGGGUGGGCUGUAAGAGCUAUGACAUCACCAAGACAGUGGUGACCAGCGUGCCGGCCGCCGGCGUGGGAUUGGUCAAGGGCAGUGUUUCCAUGGUGACGGGGGGAGUGGGGGCAGUAGGGUCUGCUGUAGCCAGUAAAGUUACACCAAAGAAAAAGGACAAGUCUGAUUAGACCUAGACCCAACUACCACCCCAUUGCUACAGUAUAGUUUAUAAAUGUCUCCCGGUCUCUCUGCUGUGUUUAGGUUCCAUCUGGUUACUAUGGGGAACCAUUCAGAGUUGAAAAAGGCACAAGUAACUCGGAUUUGCGUGUAAAUCAUUCGUUGACGUCAAUGGGCAAUUUGCACGGAAAUCUGAGUUAAGGUUGCGGAUCUCAAGUCAGAAUACUACCCUAAGGAAGCAUUACAGAGGGGGAUUAUGGGAAUGUUGAUUUGUUAGGACAGAGGAAUUGACCAGAAUGUUGAAUUUACUGCCGAGGUACUCUUGAGAGGGAUCUCAUGUCUUUUUGGUUAAUCUGGGUCUGGGUGGGGAAGGGCAUGAUAAUAUGAAGACAAUCCACAAUCCACAACAAUUUGGUAGUGAUUCAGCAAGGGCACAUCUACUCAUUUCUCAAAAGCUUGAGGUUAUUUAAAUUCUUCCAGUUUUACUAUGAAAAGGUAUCUUUACAUUGACGAGUAUUAAAACAAAGGUACUUCACACAACUUAAUUUCAUCAGUUUGACAUCAGUGAUUGGGGAAUACACACCAAACAAUGUGUGUAUGUGAAUAUGCUACAACAUUAACCAUGUCUACACUGUAUUUCUGAUCAAUUUGAUGUUAUUUAAAUGAGCUUUUCUUUCAAAAACAAAGACAUUUCUAAGUGACCCCAAACUUUUGAACGGUAGUAUGUGUGUUAUAAAAUAUAUAUGUGAAACAUAGGCAUAUGAUUCCUAUUGAUGCAGACAAAGAAGGUUAGAGGAAUCUUGCAGUAAAUAUUUUCAUUGUAAUGCAGGUGUUUUUAGAUUAAUGCUUGAUGAGUUGGACAUGUGGUCAACAAAGCGUGUUAUUGCAUAGAAACGGACAGAAGAAGUCAUGGAAAUGACAUUUUGACGUACAUGUUACAUAUACCAGCAGAUGUCCUGAUCUGUUUAAAUAAAUAAAGCACCAUUUCACCAACAAAGAAACAUGCACAUUUAAAAAUAUAUAUAUUUAACCUGGCAAUUCAGUUAAGAACAAAUUCUUAUUUACAAUGACAGCCUACCCCAGCCAAACCCGGACGACGCUGGGCCAAUUGUGCGCCACCCUAUGGGACUCCCAUUCACGGCCGGUUGUUUUUAUUUUAUUUCACCUUUAUUUAACCAGGUAGGCUAGUUGAGAACAAGUUCUCAUUUGCAACUGCGACCUGUGAUACUGCCUGGAAUCGAACCAGGGUCUGUAGUGACGCCUCUAGCACUGCCAUGCAGUGCCUUAAACCGCUGCACCACUCGGGAGGCCUUAAAGGCUGAGUUAUUGAUAAAUCAGGAAAUCCGUGUCCAUUUAAAUAUUUUAUAAAUCCGCUCCACAAUGGCCUAUCAAAGACAUUACUAUGAUGAACCUUGUUAAGUUUCAAGCAUCAUAGUUCAUGCCUACGUCUCAAAUGGCACCCUAUUCCCUUUAUAGUGCACUACAUUUGACCAGCACCCAUAAGGCUGUAAUCCAAAGUAGUGCACUGUACAGUAUAGGGAGUAAUGUGCUAUUUGGGACAUAACCCAUUUCAUUCACUUAUAUGUACUUUACUCAAAUGUAUGUUUAUGUUCCUUCAUUUGCAUUAGAUCAGGCCCAUUCAUUUCCAGAAACUGAAAAAUAAAUCAAUAAUAACGCAUUUAAAAAAUGUGAACUCAGUUGGGGUCUCAACUGACUGUUGAGAGUAAGAAUAGUAGAAUACACAUGGUGCAUUUUAAAAAUGUGGAAAUCAGCAGUUUUUGUCUUAGGUCAGUCACUGACAGUCACUGAAUUAGCCCAUGUCAAUUUACAUUUUUUACAUUUGUAAAGUAGUCUAUCCAGCUAUCUAAACUUGUAGUAAUCAUGGUCAAAUUACAGACUGAGGGUGCCCAUGGAUAUUAACCAAAUGUGUAGAAUUGCAGGAAAUUAGCUUAAAAACGGCAAAUCUUUCUCUCCGCCCCACAGCAAAAUUAGUAGAAUUGCAUGGAAUUAGUUAUAAAAUUGCAAAAUUUUCUCUACUCCACAUGGCAAGAAGUAGAAUUGCAUCAAACUUAUUUUAAAAGUACAUUUUCUCUAUAUAUUGUAUUGUAUAAUUGCAGGAAAUUAACAAUAAAAAAUAUCUAUAUAGAUUAUCUUCACUGUCAAGAGGGGGGCCACUAACAACAAAAUGUAGCUCUGACUACAUGUGUGGGUAUGAAUGUGGGUACGCAGACCCGCUAGCCACUGCAGCUUUCAGAUUUGUUGUGGCCCCCACCCCCAUCAAAGGUGCCCAUCCCUGCAUUACAUUUAUAAAUACUGAUAGAUAGUUGACAGCGACAUUCCCAGAGUAGGAGGGACAGUUGAAAACAAACAUGCCUUUUCUUUCUAUGCUUUCCAAUCACUUCUAGCCUUGGUCCCAGUCUGUUUGAGUUCACAAGAUGAUAUAAACGGAUCUGGGACUAGCUAAUUCACUUCCACAUUGUUACGUGUAAUCCUGAAUUACUGUCCAUUCUGAUCAGAGAAUAAAAGUACAUGACCAAUUUCUUCCCACUGGACAAAUACUGGUUGAAUCAACGUUGUUUCCACAUUUCAACCAAAUAACUCAAUGUGAUGACGUUAUCAACACAGAAAACUUAUUGGAUUUGAAAAAAGUCAUCAACGUAAGGUCAUUUCGUAUUUUUUUUCCCCACAUGACUUUUAACCUAAAUCAAAUGACAUUGUGAAAUGUUUCACGUUGAAUUCACAUUAUUUGACAACUUGACCACAUGUAAAUCGAAACUAGACGUCUGUUCCCAGUGUGCUGUUUGUUCUCCUUUUCGGUUUGGUUUCUUACAUUUUUAUUUGAACAGUCACUGUGUGGACAUUUUUAUUUGAAAAUAAAUAAAGAGAAAACAACUUGGCAUGGUAUUUCCACACCCUCACAUUAUGCAUCGCAUGUUUCAAGAGGUCGUUUUUCCUUCUUCCUGAACACAAUAUGCUGUUUAUUGUUAUGACAAGUCUCACCUAUUUUAUUUUCAUGCUGUUUCAUCUUGUCCUGUCUUUACUGUUUUCAUCGGGACACUUCUGCUAGUUAAUAUAUGUCUUGGAGACUCUGUUACUAUAAACUGGGAUGGGGCCCUGGUCAAAUAUAGUGCACUAUACACCAAGUGUACAAAACAUUAAGAACACCUGCCUAAUUUUGAGUUGCGCCCCCUUUAGCCCUCAGAACAGCCUCAAUUCAUCGGCAUGGACACUCCAAGGUAUCAGAAGCGUUCCAUAGGGAUGCUAGCCCAUGUUGACUCCAAUUCUUCCCACAGUUUUUAAUCCUCUCAAACCGGUGUGACUGGCACCUACACCCAUACCGCACUUGAAUCUUUUGUCACCCUCUGAAUGGCACAGAUAAACAAUCCAUGUCUCAAGGCUUAAAACUCUUUCUUUAAUCUGUCUCCUCCUCUUCAUCUACACUGAUUGAAGUUGAUUUAACAGGUGACAUCAAUAAGGGAUCAUAGCUUUCACCUGGAUUCACCUGUUCAGUCUAUGUCAUGGAAAGAGCUGGUGUUCCUAAUGCUUUGUACACUCAGUGUAUAUUGAAUAGUGUGUCAUUGGGGUCGCAGUUUUUUGUCUAUGAUAGAACUAUUUUUGCAAAAACUGAUGCUGUAUUCUAUAAAUAAAGCUACUCUGUAUUUUAA